Molecule: messenger RNA, 972 nt
Organism: Penicillium lagena
Lineage: Eukaryota; Fungi; Ascomycota; Eurotiomycetes; Eurotiales; Aspergillaceae
Exons: 2
Coding region: 1-972 (323 amino acids)
Biological process (GO): L-valine catabolic process
Cellular component (GO): mitochondrion
Molecular function (GO): NAD binding; NADP binding; 3-hydroxyisobutyrate dehydrogenase activity
Source: RefSeq, a predicted model, not a curated record
AUGACCGUUCCUCAAGCAAAUUCGAUUGGAUUCGUCGGCCUCGGCGCCAUGGGCAUGUGGAUGGCAACGCACUUGGCAGAAAAACUUCCGGCGGACACUAAGGUGCAUGUUUUUGAUAUUGUACCAACUCUUGUGGAGGAAUUUUGUACGAAAUACCCUCAUACGGCGGUGCGAUCUUCGAGUCCGAAAGAUGUUGCGGAUAAAUCGGAUAUAAUUAUUACCAUGCUUCCAGAAGGGAAACACGUGAAAAUGGUUUACCUGGGCCCUGACGGGCUAUGUUCUGGAGAGAUCGGAGCAAAGCUACUCAUUGAUUGUUCGACUAUCGAUACUGCUAGUUUUCUAGAGGUCAAGGAGCAAAUUGAGAAAGUAUCUCCAUCUACCUCGCUCUAUGAUGCGCCUGUUAGUGGUGGAGUUAUUGGGGCAAAGAAGGGAACCAUUGCGUUUUUCCUCGGCUGCGCAGAAGACGAUGCGCGUGAAAUCCAGAGGCUAUCCGACUUAUUGUCCCUGAUGGGAAGCACGGUCAUUCCGUGUGGCGGGCCAUCUUUUGGUCUAGCGGCAAAGCUGUCCAACAACUAUUUAUCCGGUAUCAUCGCCAUUGCAUGCUCGGAGGCUAUGGACAUGGGAAUGCGGUCCGGACUAGAUCCUCGUGUCCUUGCCAAAGUCUAUGCUGCUGGAACAGCACAAAACACGAUUUGUGAUAGAUUUUGUCCCGUUCCUGGCGUAGCUCCGGAGGCUCCAUCGUCAAAUGGAUAUAAAAAUGGGUUCAAGGUGCAGUUGAUGCGAAAGGAUAUCUCACUAGCAUUGGAAAUGGCUCACGGGGUUGGAUCGAAUAAUGUUCUUGGAAGUGCAGCAUUGAAAACAUACGAAGGUGCCAGCGUGGAUGCACGAUGCAAAGACUUGGAUUCUCGAGUCGUUUUCCGUUAUUUGGGUGGCAAUGAAAACUGGAAGUCUGAUCACCCAGAGACAAGCUAG